Molecule: messenger RNA, 1035 nt
Organism: Neohortaea acidophila
Lineage: Eukaryota; Fungi; Ascomycota; Dothideomycetes; Mycosphaerellales; Teratosphaeriaceae
Product: beta-lactamase-like protein
Exons: 1
Coding region: 1-1035 (344 amino acids)
Molecular function (GO): transferase activity
Source: RefSeq, a predicted model, not a curated record
AUGAGCAACCUAAUCGAGCUGGACUCGCUCUCAAUCCUCGCAAUAAUCGACAACGAACUCGACCCCAUCACCCCCUCUCAAAACGCCGCCGUGCAACAAACCCGCAACCUCAAAACCAUCGGCCUCAACGGCCCUACUGCGUCCAACCCAGAUCGCCAUGUCCUGCGAAUGGACAACAUCUGCUGCAGCGCCCACGGCCUCUCGCUCAUGAUCACCGGUGUCAAGGACGGGAAAGAGCACACCAUCUUAUUUGAUACGGGGCCCGAGGAGUCGGCGUGGGAGCGAAAUGCUACGCGCUUGAGAGCGGAUAUUGCGAAGAUUGAGGCGAUUCAGUUGAGUCAUUGGCAUCGCGAUCAUUCUGGGGGUAUGUUGAGAGUACUGCGGAUGAUUGACGAGGCUCGAAGGAAUGGGGACUCUACGCACGCCACGUUACCCGCUGUUCGAGUUGACUUGCAUCCCGCUAGACCGGAUCUACGAGGGAUGCAGCCUUCAGAUGCGUCGAUAAUCUCCUUCGAACCUGAUCCUACCUUUCGCGAAGUCGAGGAAGCGGGUGGCUUAGUGCACAAGAGUGAUCAAUCGCAUACCGUGCUUGACGACUACUUCUUGAUUUCCGGAGAGAUUCCGCGAGUCAUGCCGUACGAGAAAGGUCUGAGAGCUGGAGUGCGAUACGAUGAAGCGGUGGGCAAGUGGCAGACGGACACGACGAUUACCGACGAGCGCUUCCUCAUGUGCAAGCUGAAAGAUCGUGGGAUUGUCGUUUUCACGGGCUGCAGUCACGGCGGCGUUGUGAACUGCUCGAGACACGCUAUUGAUCUGGGCAAGGGCACGCCGCUCUACGCAGUGAUGGGCGGCUUCCACUUGGCGGAUGCGGAGGACAAGCAGAUCGAGGACACGGCGCAGGACUUGAAAGCCCUAGGCAUCUCGGUGCUACUCCCGGGACAUUGCACGGGUUGGCGGAGCAAGUUUGAGCUGCAUCGAGUCUUUCCUGCAAAGAGUCUUGUGCCGAGUUUUGUGGGCGGUCAAUACGUUCUCUGA